Molecule: messenger RNA, 10506 nt
Organism: Zonotrichia leucophrys gambelii
Lineage: Eukaryota; Metazoa; Chordata; Aves; Passeriformes; Passerellidae
Gene: ADAM22
Product: ADAM metallopeptidase domain 22
Exons: 33
Coding region: 76-3051 (991 amino acids)
Biological process (GO): proteolysis
Cellular component (GO): postsynaptic density membrane
Molecular function (GO): metalloendopeptidase activity
Source: RefSeq, a predicted model, not a curated record
GCCCCGCAGCCCCCCCCGCCCGUGCAGGCGCGGAGCCGGCGGCGCUCGGCGGCGAGCGGGGCGGCGGGCAGCGCCAUGCGGGCUGCCGCCUGCCUCCUCUGCCUGGCGCUCGGCGCCCUGACAGCGGCCGCAGGAGGCGCCGGGCCGGCCACGGCGGCAGCGGGGCGGCAGCGGGGCGAGAGCCCCUUCGCGGAGCGAGAGAGCAUCAGGCCGCUGCGGCUGGUCUCCGGCGAGGGCGGCGGCGGGGCGCGGUGGCCGGCGCUGAGCACGCGGGUGCGGAGCGAGGCGGCGCGGGCUCAGUCUACCCACAUUGCUCGAGCCAGCUUCCAAGUUGAUGCUUUUGGAUCAUCUUUCAUCUUAGAUGUGACACUAAACCAUGACCUGCUGUCUUCUGAAUAUCUUGAGAGGCAUAUCGAGCAAGGUGGGAAGACAGUGGAAGUUAAAGGAGGAGAACAUUGCUAUUAUCAGGGAAAAAUUCGAGGAAAUUCUGUAUCAUUUGUUGCCUUGUCAACAUGCCAUGGAUUACAUGGGAUGUUCUAUGAUGGAAAUCAUACUUACCUUAUUGAACCAGAUGAAAACUACACUUCAGAUGAUGACUUCCAUUUCCACUCUGUUUACAAAUCCAAGUUGUUUGAAUUUCCUUCAGUCGACCUGCCAUCUGAAUUCUGGCAGACGAAUAGUACAUCACAGAAUUUUGUUGUAAGGCCAAGACACAAAAGAAGAAAAAGGCAGGUUCGUCAGAUUCCACGUAAAGUUGAAGAGGAAACAAAAUAUAUUGAGUUGAUGAUUGUAAAUGAUCAUCUAAUGUGUAAAAAGCACCGCUUGUCAGUCGGCCAUACCAACAGCUAUGCUAAAUCAGUUGUGAACAUGGCUGAUCUGAUAUAUAAAGAACAACUUAACACCAGGAUAGUAUUGGUUGCCAUGGAAACCUGGGCUACUGAUAACAAGUUCACCAUAUCUGAAAACCCCUUGGUGACUCUACGUGAGUUUAUGAAAUAUAGGAGGGAUUUUAUCAGAGAGAAAAGUGACGCAGUUCACCUUUUUUCGGGGAGUCGGUUUCAGAGCAGUAGAAGUGGUGUAGCCCACACUGGUGGAAUCUGUUCCUUGCUUAAAGGCGGAGGUGUGAAUGAGUUUGGAAAGCCGGACUUAAUGGCAGUUACCCUGGCGCAGACCUUGGCCCAAAAUAUUGGCAUUUUCUCAGACAGAAGAAAACUUCUAAGUGGUGAAUGUAAGUGUGAGGACAUGUGGUCUGGAUGCAUAAUGGGAGAUAUGGGGUACUAUCUUCCAAGCAAAUUCUCCGAGUGUGAUAUUGAAGAGUAUCAUGAAUUUUUAAACAAUGGAGGUGGAGCCUGCCUUUUCAAUAAACCAACCAAACUUCUGGAUCCUCCAGAAUGUGGCAAUGGCUUUGUGGAAGAUGGAGAGGAAUGUGACUGUGGGACAAUAGCGGAGUGUGCCAGUGAAGGAGGAGAGUGCUGCAAUACCUGCACCCUGACCGCGGGCUCCCAGUGCAGCAACGGGCUCUGCUGCCGCAAGUGCCGGUUUGAACCUAAAGGAGUUUUGUGUCGAGAAGCAGUGAAUGAUUGUGAUAUUGCAGAGAACUGCACAGGAAAUUCCAGCCAGUGUUCUCCUAAUAUCCAUAAAAUGGAUGGAUAUUCGUGUGAUAACAGACAGGGUAUUUGCUUUGGAGGAAGAUGUAAAACCAGAGACCGGCAAUGUAAAUAUAUCUGGGGUGAAAAAGUGACGGCUGCUGACAGGUACUGCUAUGAGAAGCUGAAUAUUGAGGGGACCGAGAAAGGAAACUGUGGAAGAGACAAGGACUCUUGGGUACAGUGCAAUAAACAGGAUGUGCUCUGUGGGUACCUUCUGUGCUCCAAUAUAUCCAGUGUGCCCAGACUUGGAGAACUUGAUGGUGAAAUCACAACAUCAAUCUUGCACUAUGGAAAGGUCUACAAUUGCAGUGGUGGCCACGUGAAGCUGGAUGAGGACACGGACCUGGGCUACGUGGAGAACGGGACGCCGUGCGGGCCGGACAUGGUGUGCCUGGACCAUCGCUGCCUCCCCACCGAGGCCUUCAACUUCAGCACCUGCCCGGGCACCACCGACAGCCAGAUUUGUUCAGGACACGGGGUUUGUAGCAAUGAAAUAAAAUGCGUCUGUGACCGAUUUUGGGGAGGAGAUGACUGCAGUGCUCAUAUCAAAGAUGAUCUAUUUUUUGAUAAGGAUGCCAUCAAUAAAGGCGUGGUUAGCACAAAUAUAAUAAUAGGGGCUAUUGCUGGCACCAUUUUAGUGUUGGCUCUCGUUUUAGGAAUAACUGCUUGGGGUUACAAAAACUACAGAAGACAGAGACAAAUACCCCAGGGAGAUUAUGUAAAAAAGCCGGGAGAGGCCGACUCUUUUUAUAGCGACAUGCCUCCUGGAGUCAGCACAAACUCUGCAUCUAGUUCUAAGAAGAGGUCUGCUUUUCUGUCGCAUUUUCAGAUUUCUACCUGUUCCAUCACCCAUUAUUCCAUUAGUCAGAACAUUUCAUUGUUUUGCAGCAGGUCAAAUGGAUUAUCUCAUUCCUGGAGUGAAAGGAUCCCAGACACAAAACAUAUUUCAGACAUUUGUGAAAAUGGGAGGCCUAGGAGUAAUUCUUGGCAAGGUAAUAUAGGAGGAAACAGAAAGAAAGUCAGAGGCAAAAGAUUUAGGCCACGGUCUAAUUCAACUGACCGGGUAACCCAUGCAUCUGAGCCUGGGCUUUCUCUCGCCCACCAAAUCCCUGCCCAAGGCAUAAGCCCAGGGGGUUCUGACCACCCCCAAACAGGGAGUCGGGAUCACAGGUAUUUAAACCCAUGGUUCAAAAGAGAAUAUAAUGUAGCUAAGUGGGUAGAAGAUGUGAAUAAAAACACAGAAGGACCAUACUUUAGGACACUGUCUCCUGCAAAGUCUCCGUCUUCAUCCACUGGAUCUAUUGCUUCCAGCAGAAAAUACCCUUACCCGAUGCCACCACUUCCUGAUGAAGAGAAAAAAGUCAACAGGCAAAGUGCCAGGCUAUGGGAGACAUCCAUCUAGCUGCAGUGUUUUCCUGGGGUCACAUCAGAACUGUUUACUUUGGAUUUUAUAGGAACUCAGCAUCACUGAGUCACUGCACAUUCAUCUCCUCUUCAGACAAUGCGAAAGAUCAACAGAGAUGCCAGUGAUAACCUCCUGUCAUGUGGAAAGGAAAAAAUCAGUCUUUUUUUUUUCUUUCUUUUUUGUUGACUUGUAUUUUAUGGAUUUUAUGAACAACCAAAAUCAUAAGAUUUGACAGAGAAUAAUUAGCCCAGAUGUGACAAGGCUGUUCCGCAUGGUGACCUAGAAUCCCAGCUGCAGUCCAUUUGCCAGUCCUGUGUAAGACAGGUUUUUCUCUGGUUUACUGCAGUCCUGAGUCAGACCAGAGUGGAACUGGGAACGUGCCUCACGGAGAGCCCAGCUGAUGUAAACUUGUACGCUGUAUGCAUGAACCUUGUGUUCUUUACUUUCCACAUGUAAGGGAAAAACAACAUACUGUAGUAGAGAUUAGCAUGCAGGAGUAAGAAAUAUAGGAUUUUUUUUUUGUGACAGGAUUUCAAGCUUUGAAAGGCAACUAUUUGACACAAAUGGCAAACAAACAAAGAUUAUAUCUUUUUUUUUUUUUACCUUACAUGUUUAUAAUCUCAGUAUACAGAUUGUAUAUAUGUAAACAUUCAAUAAUGUCAAAAAUAGCUGUUAUACGUAUGUGUAUUUUGCCAAAUGCCUAAAGAAACAGUCAUGACUAACAUCAUCACACUUCAGAUUUUCUAAUAUUAUGAGCAGACAACCUUGGAAAUACAGAAAGUACAGUACUGUAAAACUGUAUCUCUCAGAAACUGGUGUUUGACCAAAAUCUAAACAACUUUUUCAGCAUCUUAUACAGUCUUGACAAUCUCAGUUGUACAGUAGACUGCGGAAACCAGUACAGGAGCACUUCGUCUUAAAUCAUCGUAAAAGGAACCAGCCAAAAUCCCUUGUUUAGUAAGAUAACCACUGUAUCCUCUCACUGGUGUAAUCAAGAAUGAUUCAGCAGACAGCAGAGUCUUUAAGUCAUGUGCAGCCCAACUUACUGGACAUUUGGGAAUACUUCUAAGUGGUCAAUUCAGGAUGUGGUGAUGUGAAGUCUGUCUGUGAGAGUUGCUGUGUAUUUUUGACAGAGCAUUUCAGACACUGUUUUAGAUGGCAAGGCAUAGGCUUAUGAGAUGCAUAACGAUUUCACUGCACUAGAUAACAACAGUGCUGGGCAAGUGGCCAGUUUCAUUGCUGUCUUUCAAUUUUUAUUUGUUACUGGAAUCGCAUUUACCAUGUGCUUGAAUGCUAUGCUUGCUGCCCCUGAAGCCCCCUUGACAAUUUUUUGGGGCAUUAAACUGAGCACAAAUGAAUUUAGCUUAAAAAGAAUAGGGGGGGGAACAACUCUUUACCAUGUUAAUCUUGUCUGUAAAUUGAUGUUAUAUUUCUAACACCCGAGACUUCUGAAGGCUGUUGUAAAGCAAAUGCCUUCUGGUUGGGAAUUUUCAGUUAGUGAGAAACUGGACCAUAUUAAAUCAGUUUAUAAUUCUCUGGUUUUCCAAAACUGACUACUUCUUAGCUUCAGGUAGUACCAUUGCAAAAUAAAACACCUGACUUUGUGGUGCAGUUGAAUACCCUACCCAACAGCUGUAUGAUUAAUUAGAUAUUAUUGUAAUGGGAACAUCUAUGGUGUUUCUGAAUCUUCUACCUCUUUCAUGUAUUUCCUUUAGUAAGUGAACCCAACACUUGCAGCCUUUUAAUGUAUUUUUUUAACUUUUACGUCUCUCAAUAAAGUCAGAUAUAUGUAAGAUUAAAUUAAUAAAUGUUUAAAGAUGUUGGCAGCUGUAAAAUAUGUAAGAUUUUUAGAAGCACUAUAUUUUGUGAUUAGGCUGUAUGUAUGAUUAUAACAAAAUAUUGGCCUUGGCAUUCAAAUGAUUUUCUCACAGUCAACAGGUUCUGGUAAGUAUUUGGAAAAAGACGAGUGUAAGUGAGCACAAAUGGGUGCAGACUGACCAUCUGGAAAGAGACAGUCACUGGUAACUGCUUUAGAGACAAAUUCUGCAUUUUUGUGAAAGGUAAAUAUAUCAAUCAGCACUGAAGAUUAUUUUUUGCAAAGAUUUACUUUGAGUGUAGCUAUCUGGAUUAAACAUAGUUGAUAGCAUGUAGCUUAUGAAAUUAGGGUCUGACCCAUAACAUGAAAUCAAUAUGUCUUUUGUUGAUUUCACUGGACUUUGAGCAGGACCCUCAAGAGGUUCACCCACAUUAGGACAUUAUGAUAACCUGAUCAUUGCUGUAUUACUCUGUCACCUGGAAGCUGGUUUUCCCUCCCAUAUUCAUAUCUUGUCUUUAGUAACUGGACUGUUCAUCAUGUGCCUUUUAUGGUAUUUCUUUUUAUACAAACUGGCAUGUAAUUUUGAAUGAUCCCAUUAGAUUUCUGUGCAUAUCUUAUGUUUUUCAGUGUUACUACUCCCUUUCCAUUUUGCCUUACCAAGAAGCAGCAAGAUUUGGCAGACAGAACGGGAGAUAACAUGCAGGCUCUUUCUGCUAUGUUCAUAGCUUCUUGUUUUGCAAACAAAUGCCCCUCCUGACUGUAUUUUCAAUGUAGUAUGUACUUCCAGCUUCUUUUGUUAUGGUAUAAUUCAUUUGUAGCAUAUGAUGAUGCACUUAUGUGUGUAGCGUACCUUUAACAGUCUCCCUCACAUUUGGAGAUAUGUAGUAACUGGAAGUCUAGUUCUGAGCACUAAGUUUAAGUUAAAUAAAUGUUGACUUUCCCUUUGGUGGUCUAGCGUGAGAAUAUCACAGGGCUUGUGUUCUUGCAAAAUUCUUCUGCAGAGAACUUUGCAUCAGGUUGGUAACUUGGGAGACCUGAACUGGCAGGGCUGUGUGAGCCUCCCAGGCCAGUGGAGGUUGGACAGAGAAGCUGUUUUCUUACAAAGCUGUCAUUUCCUUCUUUUAAAAUGUAGUAUGUUGGAAAGCUGCCAGAUUAAUAGCCUUGAAGAUUGCAAAUAUUUUUAUCCACUGUAGUUAGUUACACUGGCAAUAGCAAUAUAAACUGCUGCAUAAUACCUCAUCCAGACUAAAAUAGAGUACUUGUCACUAAUAUAGCUCAGUCAUUUUGACUAAUUGAGACUCAUGCUUUUAUUUUGGUUUUAUUUUAAUAAAUGGACUAGUUAAUUGCCAACUGUGCUGUAGAUGCCUGUUGAAGUAAGUAAGGAAGCCAUCAGUUCUCAACUAGAAGUAAUUGUUUAUAUGAGCAUAGGACUGGCAGGAUGAAAUAUACUUAAUAUAAUACCUUUAUGUAUUUCAAUGUGGGAAAAGAAUCUUGUGUAAUUUGUAAUAAAAUAAUGUGACUAACUGAUGGAGACUGGAAAAUUGAGAUUGUAUCUCAAAUAAUGCUGCACAAUGUUGCCACAGUUUAGCAAGUAAAGAUUUACCUUCUAAUUCUGGAUUUGUUGACUUAAGAACUGUAGUAAUCUCAGACAAUAUACCAGAGAUAGUUGUGACUGAUAAUUUACAUAUAGUUUUGUUAUAUUUAAUUGAGUAGAUUCAAGAAGAUUGUUACCUUAAUAGAGCCUAUCUUUGCUUAAAUUGUGACUGAAGUCACAACUUGCCAGUCACCUGAAGUGUGACUUGACUUUGAAGAUGGCUUCUUCCAAAUGAUUUAAAAAGUUCCUGAUUUGUGAGAUAUUGAACGUGCUGAGCUCGUGUGCUCAUGAAAUAAUUUUGAUUGUGCUAUUGAAAGCUUUGAGGUAUAGCCUGAAUUAAAAUCAGAAAGAAAUUGUGUCAAUAGUUAGUGUACUGAAAUCCUCUUACUCAAAUCCCUGUUGCUGGUUUGGACUGAUUGGUCUUGUCAAUGCUAAUGCAACAACUUUUUUCAAAACCAGAGGUAAAAAUGGGUAAAUACUUAUAGACAUGCAUAUACUACAAAUUCUGACCAAAUUUGCUGUAGCUUCAUUAGGGAAUUGAUUAAUAGAUAGAAUGUAAUGUGAAAGAAGGAUUAGACUCCAUAAUCCUAAAGGAUAUACUCUUCAGUUAGCCCUUAGGACUUGCUCUGUCAUCAAAUCCCGUAGCUAGUUGUAAGCAAAGUUAUCACACUCCAGUGUAAAACUCAGUGAGCUCCUGUUCUCUUCCAUCCCUUUUUCACUUCUACUGAAAAGGAUUUGCAUGAAACAUUCAUCCACUAACAGGCUCUGUGAGUUGGCUGACAUCAGAAAGCUGCUAAAAGUGUGUCACCUUUCCACAGUAUGGGUAGGGUCUUUCCAAUGCUGUUAAUAAUAGUAGGUUAAAUUAGGUAUUAGGAAGAAAUUCUUUACUGUGAGGGUGGUGGGACACUGGCACAGGUUGCCCAGAGAAGCUGUGGAUGCCCCAUCCCUGGAAUGUUCAAGGCCAGGUUGGAUGGGGUUCUGAACAACCUGGUCAGUGGAAAGUCCUGCCCAUGGCAGUGGGGUUGGAAUGAGCUGAUCUUUUUGUCCCUUCCAACCCAGACCAUUUAAUGAUUUUGUCAUCUUUUGCUUGUGCUAUAAUCAGGUGGUGAUGCAUCAUGUCUUGUGGAUUUUGCACUGGUUUUGCUUGGGAUGAGUUAAUUUUCUUCACUGUAGCUGGUAUGAGGUUGUGGUUUGGAUUUGUGCUGAAAACACUGUAGAUAAUGCAAGGAUUUUUUCAGUUAUUGCUGAGCAGUGCUUGCAAUGAGCCAAGGCCUUUUCUGCUCUUCACAUGCCCUGCCACCAAUUGGGCUUGGGGUGCACAAGGAGUUGGGAGGGGACACAGCCAGGACAGCAGACCCAAGUGAUACCCUAAACCAUAUGAUGCCAUGCUCAGCAACAACCCAGGGGGAAGGCUGGCAGUGAAGAACUGCAGCUCAGGGACUGGCUGAGCACUGGUCUCUCGAUGGUGAGCAAUUAUUUUCAUUUGCAUCACUUGUCUUUUUUGGGUUUUAGUUCACUCUGUGUUAAUUCCCUUUUCAUUAUUUUUUUUAUCAUUACUAUAGUUAUUUAAUUUUAAUUAUUUAACUGUUCUUAUGUCAACCCAUGAGUUUUCUCACUUUUACCUUUACAAUUCUCUUGCCAUCCCAUUGUGGGUGGGGACUGAGCAAGUGGCUGUUUUGGGGCUUAAUUACUUGUGGUUAAACCAGAAUACUACUGGUAAAACCACUUUCUGACUCAACCAUCCUGUGUCUCACCUUCUAGUCUUUUUGAAGGCUAAAUCUCCUAUAUCACCAAGUCUGUGAACCCAGUAGUUCAGCUGUUUCCUGUUUCUCUUGCUCCAAGUCUGAAAAUCAUAUUUUUCCUUUUCUAAAUUGAGUUUCAGUGUCAUGGGAUAGCAGUGGACUGUAUGGACCAUUGUUUUUAACCACAAUAUGAUGCUAUUUGCCUCAUUUUUAAAGAGAUUGAGCAUUUCAGUCUCUGCUGAAUACAAAAAAUGGAUGAGCUGAUGACCCACUAUUUGCAUGGCUUCCAAAUCUUACGUAUCAGCAAUAUGGGAUUUGACUUGGAUCACAUUUGACGUGCUCAGUUGGUCGGUGUUAAUAACGCCAGGGUCAUGGGUUCAAUUGCCGCAUGGGCCAUUCACUUAAGAGUUGACUUGAUUAUCCUUGUGGGUCUCUUCCCCAGAAUAUUCUGCGAUUCCUGAGGACAAAUUUGAGUAAGCUGCAAAAAUAUGUGCAGGUUGUGAUCCCAUGACUAGACAGUGGAGUGAGGAUACUGUGUGCACAUAACUAUUCAUCCUAAUAAGGAAAGAAAAAAUGAAACAGUGAAACUAAUUGUGUAAACACAGCUGCAAUACAAACAGGACUCUCUUAAGUGUGAUUUUGUCAGGAACUGGAAAGGAAGUAAUAGUUUCUAUCAUCUAUGCUAAAAAUUUCUGAUGCGAGUAGUUUCUAAGUCAGCUUAUGAAAACCAUUUCUGGUGUCUCAAGUAUGAUGUAACCUGCAGCUUUGUGCACACUGUGCACAUGGUAUCUUGUCAUUUCACAACAGUUUUCUCCGAGUAUUUAGAGAAAAGCACUACAACAGUCAACAUUCCAGGUUAUCUCAGCCAAGUAAGAAAAACAAGCACUAAAAAUAAGUUCAGAACACAGAUAUUGCUCACACUUGAGAUAAUGUACCUGGCUUCAAAACUGGCUCACCUAGCCAGGUGUGGCAGUUCUAGCUCUUUAAAAUCCAGUCUAUACCAGUUUCAAAAUCACUUCAGCUAAACCAGCUUUAAACUGUUUAAAAACUUCUGCUACUUAAGAUGGGCCACAAUUGCCAUAACUCAGAAUGAGAUGAGGAUGAGAUGAGGAAAAUUUGGCAAAAUAAGCACAGAGCAGUUAAAAAGAAACAUGUUAUCUAGGGUAGGAGUAAAGGAGUCAACACAAUUUUUAAUCACUAGAGCAUAAAAUGUCAAAGCAACAAUCUUUUAUUUUUUUGUUUCUGUAUUUCUUUGAAUAAAAAAAAUAAAGCUUUUGUUUAAAAAAAUAUCAACAUGAGGCCUUAAGACCUUACAUAUUCUAAUUUUAGCAUGGAAAGUCUAUUUUUACAACCAUGUUAGAAAUUCUGUAUAUAGGCCUGACUGACCUUGUAAGUGGAGUGGUGCGAGCAGCUAAUCAUGCAAUAUUGUAAGGCUCUGUAGAACAGCAAAUGCUGAUUUAGUUUGAUUAUUGGUACAAGAACUCCUGCUCACUGCCUGUGUAGACUCUGCAUACUUUAUGCUUGGAAAUACAGUCCAGAACAUACUCAAACUGUGAAUAUAUAACCUGAUUUUUCUUUUCUUAAGGAUAAAAAUAUAUUACAAUAGGUAAUAUUUUAUAUAGAAUACAGUACUUAUUUUUAUUGUUGCAUAAAUGCAAAAUAUUUUUUUCAGAAUAGCAAAGCAUUAUGGAAUUUUUAAUCUGCUGGAGAAAACACUAUUUACUGUAUGACCAGUUCUUUCAGCAAAGCUUUUGGGGUGGUAUAUACCAACUGGCUCUGCCAGCUUCAUUUUGUGCUGAUGUUUAACUUGGGCAUUGCUGUAAAAAAAAAAAAAAGCUAUUUUUUCACUCAUACUAGCCAUUAUUGAAAGAGGCAAUGAGAAUCAUGUUUCACACCUGUGGCUGGGCUAGUGUUGGCAAAAACAAUGAUUUGCAUCAUAUCAUUGUCUUUGCUAGUUAAAAUUCUUCAAAAUCAUACCUGAUGUAAAAAAAAUGCAAGAUUUUGACAAACAUCAAAAUGAAGCACUGCAGUUUACAACUUUCUAGCUUUGAGUGUGAUAUUUUUGUCAUAAACAUUACAGGCAUUGGGCUGUUGAAUGAAUCUGGCUUUCAUGUAGCUAAACAAAAUGUUGCUUUUUAUAAAAUCAAAUCGUUGUAAUUUGGGGUUCUAAAUUCCUGCUCACUUUUAAUAAUAACAGCAUCACAGUAUCCACUUCUACAAGAGUAUUUAAUACAAAUGCCUGUGGUUUUCAAUGUUACUAACAUAUUGUAACAUCAGUAAAGUGACUUUCAAUGACAAAG